AUGAAGUACCCAUUACUGUCGCUGGCAUUGGCUACCUUGAGUAUGAUGAUAUUUCAGGCGGACGCAAUAGUUGAUACUUCGCCACCUGUGAAGCCAGGCAGCGGUUCUUGGGCGUUCGCUCCAAAUACUGGCGUGUCGGCUAUGCACAUGGUACAAUCCGGCCCGACAAAGAUGCUGAUUAUUGAUAAAGCCGAAAGGAAUAUAUUCGCAAUUCGCAAGAAUGGCUUGUACGGAUUAUCCGUGGAGUAUGACCUUACUGCCACCACCAAUCCUGCUUAUCAUGACAAGUGCGAAUGGAUAGAGCGUCCGAUAUAUCUCAUGUCUCCUCGGUGGUAUAACACUAUGGUCACACUUCCCGACGGUCGAGUUUUCAUCAUUGGUGGAUCCACCGCGGCAACUUCAAUCAGUACAAAAUCUUCCCAGAAUCCCACAUAUGAAUUCUACCCAAAUAUCAAAGGGACGCAGAGCCCUCCCUUUGACUUCCUUCUAAAAGCAUUUCCGUACAAUCUUUAUCCUCACGCGUGUGUCUUGCCUUACGGAACACAACUUUUUCUCUUCAGCGGUAACCAUGCUGCCAUCUGGGAUUACGCUAAAGAAGCCUAUGUUAAAAAUCUCCCCAAUAUCAAUGGACCUCCAAGAACGUAUCCACUCACCGGCACUGGUUUACUUUUGCCUCUCACCUAUGAGAAUAAUUAUAAGCCUGAAUUCUUGGUUUGCGGUGGUGGUACGAAAUUUGGGAACACCAAGGCAACUGCCGAUAACACUUGCGGAAGAAUAGACCUAAGUGUCGGAAAACCAACUUGGGAUUAUGACACUUUUGAGAUCCCCAGAGUCAUGGGUGAUCCUGUUAUACUACCGAAUGGAAAAGUUUUAAUUGUGAACG
Acaulospora colombiana is the source of this 883-nucleotide messenger RNA. The record is from the annotation of a GenBank genome assembly. NCBI's taxonomy places the organism in Eukaryota, Fungi, Glomeromycota, Glomeromycetes, Diversisporales, Acaulosporaceae.